AUGAAAUUUUUAACAACUAACUUCGUCAAAUGUGCUGUUAAAUCCUGCGAUUCGCUGGUAGAGUCCUUUCCUUUACAAUACAGCGAAUGCCAGUUGGUACAAGAGGAGCAAGAAUAUAACCCCGAGUUUAUCAGUCAUAUGCUAGAACGUCUAGAAUGGGACGCUGUACUCAAAGUCGCAAACGAUUUGGGUCAUACCAGUUUGCCUACGUCGAAACCCGAAGGAUUGGAUCCCAUCAUGGAGGAUGACCAACCUAUCUUGAAAGAUUUACACAGCCUCUUAGUCGAGACUCAAAUAAUAGAAGGAAAAAUGACUUGUCGCAACUGUGGGCAUAUAUACUACGUUAAAAACUCGAUUCCCAACUUUCUCCUUCCUCCACAUCUAUGUUAG
Priceomyces carsonii is the source of this 390-nucleotide messenger RNA. Its product is annotated as RNA methylation protein. The record is from RefSeq and is a predicted model, not a curated record. Gene Ontology annotation, biological process: rRNA (guanine-N7)-methylation; tRNA methylation; peptidyl-glutamine methylation. The coding region runs from base 1 to 390 and encodes 129 amino acids. NCBI's taxonomy places the organism in Eukaryota, Fungi, Ascomycota, Pichiomycetes, Serinales, Debaryomycetaceae. Gene Ontology annotation, molecular function: protein heterodimerization activity. The transcript has a single exon.